This is a messenger RNA of Guillardia theta CCMP2712, 912 nucleotides long. RefSeq lists its product as hypothetical. Bases 1 to 912 code for a protein of 303 amino acids. Lineage: Eukaryota; Cryptophyceae; Pyrenomonadales; Geminigeraceae. The transcript is spliced from 2 exons. The record is from RefSeq and is a predicted model, not a curated record.
AUGAGCACAGGCCGCUUCUCGAGGAAGGAGAUGGAAGCGCUGUGCGGAGGAGGUAACACAUCGAUCACGAGAGUCAAGCGAGCCAUGUUGGAGUUAGCAAGAAGGAUAGGCGUGACGCCGGUCAGCGUCGAGGUCGAGGAAGAUCGAGACACGCUCAGCUGGGACGGAAGCUCGAUAGCUCUCUCCCUGGCGACCAAGGCAGAGGCUCGACGCCUGAUGGACGACAUGCCCUUCUACUUGGAAGGGAUCCUGGAAGUCAAGCUGGAGGCAGUGGGGUUCAAGCUCAACCCUCAGCAUGAGGAAGAGAGGAGCCCGAGCAGCGAGGAGCAAGCCCAAGAGCCCCAAGGGCAGCAGCAAGGCGCUGGAUGGCUGGAGCUCAGCGACAUCGACAGGAUCACCAUGGAAGCAGCGUCACCGUCAGGGCCAGUCGAUCAACAGGUCUUGCUCGACCUCUCGACGAUGCUCUUGGAGACAUCAGAGGAGGAGCUGCUAGCUGGCAAGCCGAUCUCCCUGGAGCUAGACAAGAGUGUUGGCAAGCUGCAUGAAACCUUCUGCUCGCCGGGCAACGUGGAGUUCAUGACGCUCGGAGCUUGGGCAGCCACGCCGACGCUGGGAACGAAGCGAAACAUGUUGAAAGAAAAGCUCAGAGCGUACCUCGGCGAGCAGCGCUGCCAGGACACGGCGACUGAUGCGCUCGAGCAGGAGGCUGAGAGCGAUGACAUCGAGAGUCGAUCUGUAAGCCUCUUGUUUCUUGCGAUCAGUAAAUUUGCUGAGCACCAUGGGUUGAGCUGCACGGGCAAGGUCGACAAGCAAGACCGACUGCGGCUGAUGAUGAGGGAGGAAGUCGACAUGGAGGCUGAGGAGGGCGAGGGCGUGGAGGAGGAGGCCGGUGCAGGCCUCUCGCUUGCUUGA